Messenger RNA from Myzus persicae (green peach aphid), 399 nucleotides. RefSeq lists its product as uncharacterized. The record is from RefSeq and is a predicted model, not a curated record. The transcript has 2 exons. The coding region runs from base 1 to 399 and encodes 132 amino acids. Lineage: Eukaryota; Metazoa; Arthropoda; Insecta; Hemiptera; Aphididae.
AUGGUAAAAGCCUUAAAAAAAAAAGCGACAAAAUAUCCGGCCAAACGAUUGAUAAUUAAACCAAACCAAAUAGAUGAUAAAUUUAUUGAAAAAAAUAUUGACGCAUUUAUAACAGAAGAAAGCUUAAAACUAUUUUCCCGAUUUAACAUUGAUGACGGAUUCUUAAAACAUGAUCCAACUUUUUGGGAAUCUAGUGAAAGUUACAUAAAUGGUAAAAAAAUUAUUAAUUCAUUAAAAAUAGUUAACGAUACUGCAGAGAGAGCCGUGAAGUUGAUGGAAGAAUACAAUUCUACACUCACAUUAGAUGAAGAACAAAAACAAUUUAUACUAAAAUGUGUACAAGAACAUCGGAAAAUUUAUCCAGAUUGUAAAAAAAGCACCUUACAACAACAAUAUUAA